This is a messenger RNA of Xenia sp. Carnegie-2017, 1964 nucleotides long. RefSeq names its product deoxynucleoside triphosphate triphosphohydrolase SAMHD1-like. Gene Ontology annotation, biological process: dGTP catabolic process. The record is from RefSeq and is a predicted model, not a curated record. Gene Ontology annotation, cellular component: nucleus. NCBI's taxonomy places the organism in Eukaryota, Metazoa, Cnidaria, Anthozoa, Malacalcyonacea, Xeniidae. Bases 276 to 1754 code for a protein of 492 amino acids. Gene Ontology annotation, molecular function: dGTPase activity. The transcript is spliced from 5 exons.
AGAAGAUUACACGAAGCUUGUGUUUGGUGAAGAAAUAUAAACGUCAGUGAUCUUUAUAUAAAAACUAUAAGACAUAGUUAAGAAGAAGAUUCGCUUUGUAUAUGCACGUGAUCUCUACCAACAAAAAAAGAAAGGGCGAGUCUGUUUGUUAUCUUUCAAUCCUUUUGGUUGCAGAGAGAAGAUUACACGGAGCUUGUGUUUGGUGAAGAAAUAUAAGCGUCAGUGAUCUUCAUAUAAAAACGAUAAGACAUAAUUAAGUCAAAGUUUGAGUAAAUAUGGGAGAUUCUGCAACUUUAAGAAAAGAAGAUAGCCAGUCAAUUGAUAAAUCUAAGAUAUUCAACGAUCCAAUUCAUGGUUUCAUCGAAUUUCAUCCUUUGUUGGUCAAGAUUAUCAACACACGACAGUUUCAGCGUUUGAAAGAUAUAAAGCAGUUGGGACUCUGUGAUUAUGUUUACCCUGGAGCAACUCACAGUAGGUUCGAACACGCUCUUGGAACAUCUUAUUUGUGUGGAAAAUUGAUCGAUACACUUUACGAGCUUCAUCGUGAAGAGAGAAAAGGAGAAAAUAUAAAAAGGAUUGAAAUCACAAAAGAGGAACGUUUAUGUGUCAAAAUAGCAGGUCUUUGUCGUGGUCUUGGCCAUGGACCGUUCUCUUAUUUCUUCGAAAAAGUGUACAUGAAAAAGUUUUGUCGUAAAACUGCUGACAAUGCUGACAAUGAGUGGAAACACGAAAAGGCGUCACUGAAACUCUUUGAAGAUAUGCUCGAGUCAAAUGGUGAACUUGAGGAGAGUUUUGCAAAGGAAAACCUUGAUGAGGAUCAUAUAAAAUUCAUUAAAGAUCUCAUCAUAGGUAAAGACCCCAACGAAGAAGAAGAAAAAGUAGAAAGAAAAUGUCUAUUUACAGGUCAUUCAAAAUGGUUUCUUUAUGAAAUCGUAUCAAACAAACGAAAUGGCAUCGACUGCAACAAGUUUGAUUACAUUGCCCGUGACUGCGCUAAUGUUGGAGUGAAAAGUAGUUUUGACCAUCGACGCUACUUUGAAAAUAUUUGUAUCAUGUCUAUUGACGACCAACUUCAUAUCUGCGUACGUGACAAAGAGGUGUUUAACUUGUACGAGUUGUUCCACACACGUUGGUCCCUCCAUCACAGAGUUUAUCAACACAAAACUCAGGCACCAAUAGAAGAUUUGCUAGCUAGGGCGUUUUACGAAGUCGAUAAAAUCAUGAAAAUCUCAGAAGCUGUGAAAGAUAUGAAACGAUACACCAUUCUAACAGACAGCAUUCUGUAUGAUAUCUUACGAAAUGAGAGCGGGUUGCAAGCUGUCAAAAACGCACAGGAGUUGAUAAGAUGCAUAGAAGAACGGAAGAUUUACAAAUUCUGUGGUCAGACUGAUCUAACGUCGAGCGACCCUUGCCCAAAAGAAGAUGAAAUCGCCCAAAAUUUGAUUGAUCUAUCAGAAGAAAAAUUGACAAAAAACGACAUAUUUGUUUUUAUAGUGGAGUUCGACUUUGGGAUGAAAAAUAAAAAUCCAGUUGAUGCUGUCAGGUUUUUCGAUAAAUACCGCACGGAAACGUUUCCGAUAAAAAGAGAAGAAGUUAGUAAAAUGAUGCCACAAAAUUUCCAGGAAACAUAUGUCAGAGUUUACGCAAAAAAACCGGAACAAAAUGAAGACCAGAUUCAAUUGAUUAAUGAAAUGUUUGAAAAAUGGUGCGACAAUAAUCAUUAUCCAAAGCCUUAUGUUCCUAAAGCUUUAUGAACGAUUUUAUGCCACAUCUUUCUGUUCUAAAAACGCACUUGACAGUUUCUUAUAACUUAAACAACAUAUCGUAAAUUCAAAACAUCAAUGAUUAUAGACACAUUAAAUGCACAAGUCGCACAAUGGGCUUAAGACUGGUAUAGCAGAGUUAAAAGGUGAAAGGUUUAUCAUAGACCGAGACUUGUAGCGUAUAAGGCUUUCUGCUUUUGA